AUGGCCAAACGUUUCGCUCAUGCAGGCGCCCACAUUACCAUUGCAGACCUCAAUAUCGAGGAUGGCACCAGUGCGGUCGCGGAUCUUCAGGUGCAAGGCCUCUCUGCAAUGUUCGUCCGCUGCGAUGUGACAGAUUAUGUCAGCUCUGUGAAAGCUUUUGAUCACGCACUUCAGAAGUCACCAAACGGGACCAUUGAUGUUACAGCUUUGAUUGCGGGCGUCAUCGGCGAGGCGGGUAGUCUUGUUGACAAAGUCCUAGACGCCAAAUCCAAGAGAUGUCUCACUCCGCCUGAGCUACGCCAUUCAGCUUUGGAUGUCAAUCUUCUUGGGAUGUACAACUGUGCGUAUCUGGCUCUGUGGUAUAUGACGGUUGAACCACGCCAGCCUCGUGAACAGUUGGAGGCAGAAAAGUUCUCCAAGUCGCUCAUUUUUGUGAGUUCGACUGUUGCGUACACGGACGUCGGGAAUUUUGCAGACUAUCAUGCUUCCAAGUUCGGCGUUCGUGGUCUUUUCCGUGGUCUACGCCACGAGACGCCACGCCUUAAUGUCCGCACAAAUUGUCUCGCACCCUACUUCAUGCGCACGCCGAUGGUCGAGAACGCACUGGAUACGUUUGCCGCGGCAGGAAUGGAACCGGGAAAAGGGUUUACCUAUGUGGACAUUGAAACCGUGGUUGACGUGGCGGGUCGGUUUGCGGUUGAUGAGAGCUUGCAUGGACGGGCCGUGGCGAUUCUACCAGACCCGGAAGGCUUCGUGGAUUUGAAAGAUGACGAGGAGGGACUGUGGGCAGGGGAGGUCUUCAAAAUGGUGCAAGAGAAGAGAAGGGCAGCAGGGGAUGUGAUUUAG
Fonsecaea nubica is the source of this 846-nucleotide messenger RNA. RefSeq lists its product as hypothetical. The coding region runs from base 1 to 846 and encodes 281 amino acids. The record is from RefSeq and is a predicted model, not a curated record. The transcript has 2 exons. NCBI's taxonomy places the organism in Eukaryota, Fungi, Ascomycota, Eurotiomycetes, Chaetothyriales, Herpotrichiellaceae.